AAGCGGCUCCCGUCAGCUCCUGACCCGGAAUCGGAUCCCAGUCCCGCCCCCUCCGCGCCAGGCUUCCUUCUGCAACAGGCGCAGGUCACGCUCUCGCUCGUUCUCUUUCUGCCGCCAUCUUGGUUCCGCGUUCCCUGCACAACAUGCCUGGUGAAGCCACAGAAACCGUCCCUGCUACAGAGCAGGAGUUGCCACAGCCUCAGGCUGAGACAGCUGUGCUUCCUGUGUCUUCAGCUUUGAGUGUCACUGCUGCCUUAGGGCAGCCUCUACCUACUCUUCCCUCUCCUCAUUCCCUGACCCCCCAACAAAGCCCUUUGGCAACUGCUAACCAGCCUCCCCCAUUCCCUUCUCCCUCCGCUGUUGCCCCUAACCAUUCUGAAAUUCCUUUUCCCCAGUCAUCCUCUGGAACAGCCCUGCCUUUGAGCAAUGCCUCUGAUACCCCAACUUUCCUACCACACCUAAUAGGACCUCCCAUCUCCCCAGCUGCCUUAGCUCUGGCCUCUCCCAUGAUAGCUCCAACUCUGAAAGGGGCCCAUUCCACUUCAGCUCCCUUGGCUCUGGUUGCCUUAGCUCCUCACUCAGUUCAAAAGAGUUCUGCUUUUCCACCUAACCCUCUUAGUUCACCUCCUUCAGUUGCUGUAGCUGAGUCAGGAUCAGUGAUAUCUCCAUCACCUCCCACUGUUCCCUCAGAACAGCCUUCUAUUCACGUUCCCUCCCAGGUAGUCCCUGAUGCAGAAGGUACCCCAAGUCCUCCAGGUAGAGUCAGUGUUGUUCCUUCCCACCUUGUAACGGCCUCUUUUCAAUCUGGAGUAUCCUCCUGUCCUCAGACACCACCUACACCCACCACUACCCUAGCCAUUACUUCCCUUCAGGUCAAAGGUAUCCCCAUUCCCUUAACUACUUCUCCACAAAACUCAGGAUGCAUCAACCUAAAGGAGCCUGUUAGUCUACCUGCUGCCUUAUCUCUUUCAACCCAGUCAAUGCCUAUAAUGACCUCUUCUCAAAAGACUGUAGCUCCCAACAUUCUCCCAAUUGUUUCUGCUUCUUUGGGCUCUCAUCUUGCACCUUUACAACAGAGUUCCUUUGGUUCUGUCCAACCUCUAGGUCAGACAAGUCCUAGUCCAUCAGAUCCUACAAUAAAUACUAUUUCUGUAGAUCAUUCUUCCAUGGGGCCCUCUUAUCCUUCUCAGAGAUCUGAAGUCCUUCCCCUUCCUUCCAGAAGUGAGGUAGUUCCUGCUACUGUGGCUACUUUUCCUCUGGCUCCAUCUGUUGGCAAAGGCCAUUCUACCAUCACUAGCAUAAUACCCCAUAAUUCUUCUGGUUCCUCAAAUAUAUCUCCUAGAGCAUCUCUCAUUCGCAAAAGCUCCCCUAACCCUGCUACUCAUCCUUUGGUAGCCCAUAGUCCUACUUCUCCAGAAAGUCCUGGCUUGAAAGAAACUCCUGUUUCUUCUGUUGGAACCACCCCACUUGUGAUGACUAACCCCUCUACAAUGUCUACAGCAUCUAUUGAGGUAGCUGUUUGUGUCUCUCCAGUUUCAUCAGGUCUCAAAGAUAGUAAAGAACAAACUUCCCCUACUGCCUUAGUUAUGACAACUUUGGCACCCAAAGAUCUUCCUACUCAAGUAGCAACCACUCUAGGGACACUAGUUCCUCCUUUGCCAGACCCUGAAGACCUCAAAAAAGUUCCCACUUCAGUAUUGGUAAAAUUCCCAACUCAAAAAGAUCUCCCGGCUAUACCUACCACUUCCAUUUCUCCAGCCCAAGCAGGACUCCCUACUAAGAAAGACCCUACUGUGCCACAAUUGACUUUGGCAGCCCCUAAAAAUUCCCCCUGUCCCCAAAAUACAUCAUCUCUUGAAAUGUCUCCUGAAGGUGCCCCAGCAAAGAAAAGCCUUGCAGGGCCUCUUCCUUUAGGUAAGCUGGGCAGUCCUACUCCCUCUCCUCUGGGUGUUAACUCCCCAGCCUCUGUAAUCAGUGCAAACCCUUAUGCAAGCCCAGACCCCCAAAGCCUCAAAAGUUCUCUCACCACCACAGUAGAGGCUGCAUUUCCUUUAGAAAGUGCUGACCCUGCUGGGGUAGCUCCUGCAACUGUCAAAGGCACUUCAACUCUUUCAACUACAGCUACCUCUUUUCUAGAAGGAACUGCCUCUUUAGCUUCUAAAAAUCACCCAGUUAAGAGUACUAACACACUUACUACUUUACCUUUAAUUGCUACAGACUCUGAAAGUUGCCCUAUGGCUACAACUACCUUAGCACUGGCUUCUGAGAUUCCCAGGUCUGUGCCUUCUCCUUCUCUUCCCCCAGCUGGGACUCCUUCGGGUGCUAAGAAAAUUGAUGGUAUUUUUCAUACCUCAGCAUUGGCAUCUGUCACUUCCUCUCUUGAAGAGUACCCAACUGAGGACUCUGGUGCUUCUGGUACUGCUUCUUCCAGAGGAACUCUGGCUGACCUAGCUGAGUCCUCAUCUUCUUUAGGGAUUAGUGUGUUUCCUCAGACUAAAAGACCUCCAACCAAGGAGGUUUCUGCUUUCCCUGAUGCUUCCAUUGGAAAUCUCUCAUCCCUUAAUUGUCCAGUUGCGGGGUCCUUUCUUCCAGUGACCAGUCUGUAUUUUCAAAGCCCUAAAGACUCACCAACCAAGAAAAAUCCUCUUACUCCUACAUCUCCCCAAGGGGCCCCUACACCCUCAAGUGUGACUCCUCCCUCUCCCAAAGAGGGCCCAGCUAUGCCAUCCUCUAAAAGGGCCCCCAUUUCUCCAACAGUAACUCCACUGUCCCCCACAGUGGGCCUCACUACCCCAGCAGUGAUUCCUCUCUCCCCCAAAGAGGCCCCAGCAAUCCCAGUACCCAAAGAAGGUCCUGUUACCAAAUCCUCCAAAGGGGAGCCCACUCCCCCAGCAACCUCAGUACCCAAAGGAGGCCCAGCUACCCCAUCUUCCAAAGAGGAUCCCCCAGUGGUGACUCCUCCAUCCAUAAAAGUCUCAGCACCCAAAGGAGGCCCAGCCACCCCAUCCUCCAAAGGGGAGCCCACUCCCCCAGCAGUGACUCCUCCUUGCCCCAAAGAGGCCCCAGCACCCAAAGGAAGCCUAGUGAUUUCAUCCUCCAAAGGGGAGCCCACUCCCACAGUGGUAACUUCUCCCCCCCACCGAAAGACCCCAGCACAACCAGCACCCAAAGGAGACCCAGCCACCCCAUCCUCCAAAGGGGAGCCCAGUUCCCCAGUGGUAACUCCUCCCUCACCCAGAAAGACCCCAGCACCCAAAAGAGGCCUAGCUGCUCCAUCCUCUAGAGAGGAUCCCACUCCCCCAGUGGUGACUCCUCCCUCCAAAAACACCCCAGCACCCAAAGGAGGUCCAGCCACCCCAUCCUCCAAAGGGGAGCCCAUUCACCCAACAGUGACUCCUCCCUCCCCCCAAAAGACCUCAGCAUCCCCAGUACCUAAAGGAGACUCGGCCAUUUCAUCCUCCAAAGGGGCACCCACUCCCCCAGUGGUGACUCCUCCUUCCCCCAAAAAGACCCCAGCAACCUCAGUACCUAGAGGAGGCCCAGAUACCCCAUCCUCCAAAGAGGAUCCCACUCCCCCAGUGGUGACUCCUCCCUCCAUAAAAGCCCUGGCACCCAAAGGAGGCCCAGCCACCCUAUCCUCCAGAGGGGAGCCCACUCCCCCAGCAGUGACUCCUCUCUCCCCCCAAAAGACUCCAGCAACCUCAGUACCCAAAGGAGGCCCAGCUACCCCAUCCUCCAAAAAGGAUCCCACUCCCCCAGUGAUGACUCCUCCCUCCAUAAAAGCCCCGGCACCCAAAGGAGGCCCAGCCACCCCAACCAAAGGGGAGCCCACUCCCCCAGCAGUGACUCCUCUCUCCCCCCAAAAGACCCCAGCAACCUCAGUACCCAAAGGAGGCCCAGCUACCCCAUCCUCCAAAAAGGAUCCCACUCCCCCAGUGAUGACUCCUCCCUCCAUAAAAGCCCCGGCACCCAAAGGAGGCCCAGCCACCCCAUCCAAAGGGGAGCCUACUCCUCCAGCAGUGACUCCUCCCUCCCCCAAAAAGGCCGCAGCAUCUCCAGGACCCAAAGGAGACUCAGCCACUCCAUCUUUCAAAGGGGAGCCCACUUCCCCAGUGAUGACUCUUCCCUCCCCCCAAAAGACUCCAGCAAUAUCAGCACCCAAAAGAGGUUCAGCCACCCCAUCCUCCAAAGAGGAGCCCAGUUCCCCAAUGGUAACUCCUUCCUCACCUACAAAGACCCCAGCACCCAAAAGGGGCCCAGCUACCCCAUCCUCCAGAGAGGAUCCCACUCCCCCAGUGGCGACUCCUCCCUCCAAAAAAGCCGCAGCACACAAAGGAGACCCAGCCACCCAAUCCAAAGGGGAGCCCACUCCCCCAGUGGUGACUCCUCCCUCCCCCAGACAGGCUCUAGCACCCAAAGGAGGCCAAGCCACCCCAUCUUCCAAAGGUGAUCCCACUCCCCCAGUGAUGACUCCUCCUUCCCCCCCAAAGGCCCCAGCAACCCCAGUACCCAAAGGAAGGUCAGUCACUCCUUCCCCCAAAAAGGCCCCAGCACCCAAAGGAGGCCCUGUUACCCUAUCUUUCAAAGGGGAGCCCCUUCCCCCGAUAGUGACUCCGCCCUCCUCCGAAAAGGCCCCAGCAACCUCAGCACUCAAAGGAGGCCCAGCUACCCCAUCCUCCAAAGAGGAUACCACUCCUCUAGUGAUGACUUCUCACUCCAAAAAAGCCUCAGCACCCAAAGGAGGCCAAGCCACCCCAUCCAAAGGGGAGCCCACUCUGCCAGCAGUGACUCCUCCCUCCGCCAAAGAAGCUCCAGCACCCAAAGGUGGCUCAACCACCCUAUCCUCCAAAGGGGAUCCCACUCCCCCAAUAGUGACUCCCUCUCCCAAAAAGGCCCCAGCACCAAAAGGAGGCUCAGUUAACCCAUCCUUCAAAGGGGAUCCCUCUCUCUCAGCAGUGAGUACUAUCUCCCCUAAAGGGACCUCCACUCCCCCAGCUAUGACUCCUCCCUCCCCUAAAAAGGCUCCAGGUUCCCCAUCCUCCAAAGGGGAUCCCAAUCCCCUAGCACCUAAAGGUGGUCCUAUUACCCCAUCCUCCAUAGGGGAUCUCACUGCCCCAGCAGUGACUCCCUCCCCCAAAAAGGUCCCAGCAUCCAUAAGAGAUCCAACCACUCCCUCCAAAGGGGAUCCCAGUACUCCAACAGUGAUUCCUCCCUCCCCCAAAGAGUUCCCAGCACCAAGAGAAACCCCAGUUAACCCAUCCUCCAAAGGGGAUCUUACUACUCCAGUGACUCCCUACCCCCAAAAGGUCCCAGCACCCAUAGGAGAUUCAACCACUCCCUCCAAAGAGGAUCCCAGUCCUCCAACAAUGAUUCCUCCUUCCCCCAAAGAGUUCCCAGCACGCCAAGAAAGCCCAUCUUUGGGUCUUACCCCAUCCUCCAAAGGGGCCCUUACUCCCCUAGCUGUGAUUCCUCCCUCCUCCAAAGAGGCCCAGGCAACUCCAGCCCUCAAAGGGGCUUCCACUCCCCCAGUUAUGACUCCUCCCAAAAAGAUCCCCUCCCCCAAAGGUACUUCAUCCAAAGAGGCUCCCACUCCUCCAGCUCUUACUCCUAUCUCUCACAAAGGGGCCCCAUCCUCCAAAGAGGGCCAUAUUCCCUCAGCCAUGACUUAUCCCUCACCCAAAGGGAUCCGAGCUUCCCUGUCCCCCAAAGAGGCCCCUAUUUCCCCACUUGUGACUUCUUUCUCCUCUAAAGACCCCCCUACCUCCUCAGCUUCAGUAACAUGUACCCUGGGGUCUGUUGCCCCUCAGGCAUCUAAAGCGCUUCCAUCAAAGGGACCCGCAGCUGUCAAAGAAGCACUUAUUGCCCCAGCUCCCACUCAGAAAGGUGCACAGGCCAAGAAGAGUGCUCCUUUGUCUCCUGUGUGCCCAGAUCCCUCAACUAAGAAUGGUUCCAGAGGACCCCUUUCCACAGUGGCUCCAGCCCCUCUACUCAUAGUCCCUGCUCAGAAAGGCUCUUCAAAGACUGCAGAAGCUCUCCCUGUUUCUCCUGGGAAAGGCAAAGAUUCUGUUCAUUCCCCAGUGGGCCCCUUGGCUCCUCCUGAGUCUAAGGCAUCUACCCCUCUGGCAGCAGCUGCCUCUGAAAAUGUCUUUCCUAAAACUGGAUUACCGUCUGUCUCCCCAGCACCUACCCCACCAGCCUCUCUGCCUCUCACUCCCACCCCAGUUCCCCCUCUGCUUCCUAAACAGCAAUUUCUGCCGUCCUCAACUGGGCUGGUGCUGGAAUCAUCCUCUAAGCCCCUAGCCCCUGCUGAUGAGGAUGAGCUGCCGCCUCUGAUUCCCCCGGAACCAAUCUCUGGGGAAGUGCCUUUCCAGUCGGUCCUCGUCAACAUGCCCACCCCCAAACCUGCUGGAAUCCCUGCCCCAACCCUCUCUGGCAAGCAGCCUGUUCUGAAGAACAACAAGGGGUCUGGAACAGAAUCUGACAGUGAUGAAUCAGUACCAGAGCUAGAGGAACAAGAUUCCACACAGGCAACCACACAGCAAGCGCAGCUGGCAGCAGCAGCUGAAAUUGAUGAAGAACCAGUCAGUAAAGCAAAACAGAGUCGGAGUGAAAAGAAGGCACGGAAGGCUAUGUCCAAACUGGGUCUUCGACAAGUUACAGGGGUUACUAGAGUCACUAUCCGGAAAUCUAAGAAUAUCCUCUUUGUCAUCACAAAACCAGAUGUCUACAAGAGCCCAGCUUCAGAUACCUACAUAGUUUUUGGUGAAGCCAAGAUCGAAGAUUUAUCUCAGCAGGCACAGCUAGCAGCUGCUGAGAAAUUCAAAGUUCAAGGUGAAGCUGUUUCAAACAUUCAAGAAAACACACAGACUCCAACUGUACAAGAAGAGAGUGAAGAGGAAGAGGUGGAUGAAACAGGUGUGGAAGUUAAGGACAUAGAAUUAGUCAUGUCACAAGCAAAUGUGUCGAGAGCAAAGGCAGUCCGAGCUCUGAAGAACAACAGUAAUGAUAUUGUAAAUGCUAUUAUGGAACUAACAAUGUAACCAUCAAAACAAGGAGGACUUUUUUGGUGUUUCAAAAGAGUAACUGCAGCUUGGUUUGAAAUUUGUACUGUUUCUAUCAUUAAUAAAGUUAUGGCUUCUUGUUGGAUGAAUU
Nycticebus coucang (slow loris) is the source of this 7152-nucleotide messenger RNA. RefSeq names its product nascent polypeptide associated complex subunit alpha (gene NACA). Gene Ontology annotation, cellular component: cytoplasm; nascent polypeptide-associated complex. The record is from RefSeq and is a predicted model, not a curated record. The transcript is spliced from 9 exons. NCBI's taxonomy places the organism in Eukaryota, Metazoa, Chordata, Mammalia, Primates, Lorisidae. Gene Ontology annotation, biological process: protein targeting to membrane. The coding region runs from base 144 to 7040 and encodes 2298 amino acids.